AUGGUGUUGGAAAAGAAGGGCUCGGCUCGAGCCGACACGGCGGGCCAGCGCAGGGUUCUGGAUGACGCCACCCGCCAUAGAAGGCUGACCAGGCAGCUCGAGGCUCUGGAGAAAGACAACUUCCAGGACGAUCCUCUGAGCUCCCUGCCCCCGCCCGGACCGACCGCCCGUCUCCCGGCCUUCAGUGAAACGGAGGAACCCGAGAAAAAGAAGAGGAAGACGCGGGGCGACCACUUCAAGUUGCGCUUCAGGAAGAACUUCACGGCGCUUCUGGAGGAGGAGAACUUAGCGGACAAGCCGGAGCCCAACUACCUUUCGGCGCUGGUUCCGCCGUCGUCGCUCCCGCCGCGCCAUUUUUGCUGCGUGUGUGGCUUUCCUUCCAACUACACUUGCACAACAUGCGGGGGGCGCUACUGCUGCGGCAAGUGUUUGGUGACUCACCGGGAGACGAGAUGUCUCAAGUGGACGCUGUGACGGACGCUGCCUCGUGCCCGGCAAAUUUUGUAUGGAUGAAAUUACAUAUUGGUGUUUCUUUUGUUGUCAGUUUUACAGUGAACUUAAAUUGGGGGUGACAAAAGCAAGCAACUACACUGCGCCAAUUUUGGGGGAGAGCUGUGUGAGUGAAAGUAAGCAAUGUUACUUCUAAAGUGUGUUGUUAAUAAGUUUAAGUGUGUGGCACCAAUAAAAGUUUUUAUAUUUUUA
Messenger RNA from Syngnathoides biaculeatus (alligator pipefish), 702 nucleotides. It is a transcript of the gene znhit1, whose product is annotated as zinc finger, HIT-type containing 1. Gene Ontology annotation, biological process: chromatin remodeling. The transcript has a single exon. The record is from RefSeq and is a predicted model, not a curated record. NCBI's taxonomy places the organism in Eukaryota, Metazoa, Chordata, Actinopteri, Syngnathiformes, Syngnathidae. Gene Ontology annotation, molecular function: nucleosome binding. Bases 1 to 474 code for a protein of 157 amino acids. Gene Ontology annotation, cellular component: Swr1 complex.